Molecule: messenger RNA, 1299 nt
Organism: Penicillium mononematosum
Lineage: Eukaryota; Fungi; Ascomycota; Eurotiomycetes; Eurotiales; Aspergillaceae
Exons: 3
Coding region: 1-1299 (432 amino acids)
Biological process (GO): adenylate cyclase-activating G protein-coupled receptor signaling pathway; cell surface receptor signaling pathway
Cellular component (GO): plasma membrane
Molecular function (GO): G protein-coupled receptor activity
Source: RefSeq, a predicted model, not a curated record
AUGGCUCUCACACCCUCGCAGCGACAGCUCGUCGCUAUCUCAGUCACGGAGCGCGUCUGCUCUGCCAUCUCGCUGGUUGGCACCUUUGUUAUCAUAGCUAGUUUUAUCAGCUCUCGCUCAUUUCGGAAACCGAUCAACCGUCUCGUUUUCUAUGCAUCCUGGGGCAAUAUGAUGGCUAAUAUAGCGACCAUGAUUUCACAAUCGGGGAUCCAGGCUGGGGCUGGUAGCCCCUUAUGCCAGCUCCAGGCCUUUUUAAUUCAGUGGUUCAUGCCCGCUGACGCAUUGUGGACCUUUGCCAUGGCGUGCAAUGUCUAUCUAACCUUCUUUCACAAGUAUGGCUCAGAGCAACUGCGCCAAAUCGAGUGGGUGUAUGUCGUGUGCUGCUACGGCCUCCCCUUCAUUCCAUCCUUCAUAUACUUCUUCAUCCACACUCAUGGCAGAGGCCGGGUCUACGGCUCCGCAAUUCUUUGGUGCUGGGUCGCCUUGCCAUGGGACUACCUCCGCAUCGCCGUCUUCUACGGCCCUGUGUGGUUCGUCAUCUUCCUCACUUUCUCCAUCUACCUGCGCGCAGGAUCCGUCAUCUACCAGAAACACCGUGAGCUACGUAACCUCAGCGGUAUUGAGUCCCUCGGCUCUGACACGCAGCCCGAUGCCCCCCUCGUCAUACGCUCGGGUAUCCAUGUCACCAGCGAAUUUGCCUGCCUCGCGCCAGUGCACCGGCCCGUGUCAGCCAGUGAUUUCCCCACCCGCAGCUUCACAGUCUCCUCGUUUAGCCCAUACUCCGUCUCGAUCGAGGGCGGCCCGGUCGAUCCCUUCAGCAUGCUGCAUGGCCCAGGGGAAAGCUCCGCUCCUACUCAGGGUCUGAGUCGGCCCCAAUCAGACCCAACCCCGCUCCGCACAGAGGGGUCUCCCAAAUCGGCGCGGCACGAAGGCGGGGACUCGUAUGCGCAGCGGCGGAAGGCGACAGAGGCGAGCUCUGCGGCGUGGGCAUAUACGAAAUACGCGAUGCUGUUCUUCAUCGCGCUGCUUGUGACGUGGGUAGGUGGUUACAUUCUUAACUCAAUUCAAUUCAAUGCAGCGUCCAAGUCUAAUCUGGUACAGGUUCCCUCCACGGCCAACCGAGUAUACGCGUUUGCUCGCCCCAAUGACUUCUCGUUCGGGCUCAACUAUGCGUCAAGUUUUGUGCUUCCUUUGCAGGGAUUCUGGAAUAGUCUUAUUUACGUGUCGAUCUCGUGGCCGGCAUUUAGAACGCUGUGGAGGGAUCUGCGAGGCAACUCGAUGGGGUUGGGAAACAUUUAG